Cynara cardunculus var. scolymus (artichoke) is the source of this 1783-nucleotide messenger RNA. Its product is annotated as hexokinase-1-like. Gene Ontology annotation, cellular component: mitochondrion; cytosol. Gene Ontology annotation, molecular function: D-glucose binding; mannokinase activity; ATP binding. Gene Ontology annotation, biological process: glycolytic process; intracellular glucose homeostasis; glucose 6-phosphate metabolic process. The coding region runs from base 87 to 1562 and encodes 491 amino acids. Lineage: Eukaryota; Viridiplantae; Streptophyta; Magnoliopsida; Asterales; Asteraceae. The transcript is spliced from 10 exons. The record is from RefSeq and is a predicted model, not a curated record.
UCCAUUCUUCAUCUCAACUCAACCCUUUUCAACGAUCGAUCCACCGAUCGUUUGUUUGUUUGCAAUCUAUCUUUCGUCGUUUUGUGAUGGGGAAAGUAGCUAUGGGAGUGGCGGUGAUUGGUGCUGCUACAAUUUGUGCUCUGAUUGUGCGCCACCGUAUGCGGAGUUCCGGCCGGUGGUCGAAAGUGGCUGAGAUGAUUAAAGAGCUGGAAGAUAAGUGUGAUACACCUAACGCUAAGUUGAAGCAGAUUGCCGACGCCAUGGCUGUUGAGAUGCAUGCUGGAUUGGCGUCUGAAGGUGGUAGCAAACUCAAGAUGCUUAUCAGCUAUGUCGAUAAUCUUCCCACUGGUGAUGAGGAAGGAGUGUAUUAUGCAUUGGAUCUUGGAGGAACAAACUUCCGGGUGUUGCGGGUUCAAUUGGCGGGGAAAUCCGGUAUCAAAUCGCAAGAGUUUGCCGAAGUGUCAAUUCCUCCACAAUUGAUGGUUGGAACUUCACAAGCACUUUUUGACUACAUUGCAGCAGAACUUGCAAAAUUUGUUGCGGGUGAAAGUGAUAAGUUUCAUCUUCUUCCAGGACGACAGAGGGAGUUAGGUUUCACCUUUUCAUUCCCCGUGAUGCAAUUGUCGGUUGCUUCUGGGGAGCUCAUGCGGUGGACUAAAGGAUUCUCCAUUGAUGAUAUGGUUGGUCAAGAUGUGGUUGCAGAACUAACACAAGCAAUGAAGCGGCAAGGUGUCGAUAUGCGUGUUUCAGCUCUGGUCAAUGAUACGGUUGGAACAUUAGCCGGAGGUAGAUACGACAACAAAGAUGUUGCUAUAGCGGUAAUCUUGGGUACCGGAUCAAAUGCAGCUUAUGUGGAACGAGCGCAGGCUAUACCAAAAUGGCACGGUCCACCCCCUAAAUCCGGAGAGAUGGUUAUCAAUAUGGAAUGGGGUAACUUUAGAUCAUCACAUCUUCCCUUAACGGAGUAUGAUAACACAUUGGAUGCCGAAAGUUUGAACCCGGGCGACCAGAUAUUUGAAAAAAUGAUUUCCGGUAUGUAUCUCGGAGAAGUUCUUCGUAGAGUUUUGUAUCGGAUGGCGGAUGAGGCUGCCCUUUUCGGUGACACGGUUCCUCCCAAACUAAAAACUCCAUACAUUUUGAGGACGCCCGAGAUGUCAGCAAUGCAUCAUGACACAUCCAUGGAUCUCAAAGUGGUGGGGAACAAAUUGAAAGACAUUUUAGAGAUAUCUAAUACAUCCCUUAAGACGAGAAAGGUUGUAGUCGAGCUCUGCAAUAUAAUUGCGACACGUGGAGCCCGUCUUGCGGCAGCCGGGGUUUUGGGCAUUUUGAAAAAAUUAGGGAGAGAUAUCGAGGAGAUGCCAGAAACGGUAAUAGCGAUGGACGGAGGAUUGUACGAGCACUAUACCGAAUAUAGUAAGUGUAUGGGGAACACGUUACAUGAGCUCGUAGGAGAUGAAGUAUCGAAACGUAUUAAGCUUAUACACUCGAACGAUGGGUCGGGAAUCGGGGCCGCUCUUCUGGCUGCAUCACAUUCUCAAUAUUUGGAGGUCAAUGGGUCUUAAAAGAAAGAAAGCACUUAGAUUCACAUAUAAAUUGUUAAAGAUGUUAUGUGUUAUUAUUAUCUUUAGAGAGUCUUGGGGUUUAGAAGAGACUCUUUUGUAGCAAAUUCUUGAAUUAUGGUGUUGUGGAAUGUAUACCAAAUGAAGGGGAUUUGUAAUGUGGGAACUCCUUUCCUAUACAUUCACAUGUGAAUGUUUCUAGAACCCCUUUAUAUCAUUUUAUA